AUGAUGGACGGCAGUCAAGAGGCUAGUAGACGAGAUGAAGAGGACAAGGAAGAGGAAAUAAAACAGGACGAUAAGAGCGAUAAGAGCAAAGCCAAAAAGCCCGCAAGCGCUAAGAGGCAGUCUUCAUCGGAGGACGAAGAGCAACCCCCAGAAAAGAAGGCAAAGAAACGGAGCGACGAUGACGCUGAAGAUGCCAAGCCGGCGGCAGCCAAGAAGAAGUCGAGUGCACCGAGUGUGGGGACUUAUCCCAAGCCUAAAAACUUCGCCGAGAGAAUGAUGAACGUCCUCGAGAACAAUGUCGACCCUAAGGUGGUUAAAUGGCAUGGAGAAGAAGAUCUUAUAGCCAUCAACACCAAAUCGCUAAAGACUAGUGAAAUCUUGGAUGAUCGUUUCCAGGGUAUCCGAUACGCGGCUUUUAUCAGAAACUUGUCCAGGUGGGGGUUUCGUAAGGUACCCAAACUCGAGGCCGAGGAUGGCGUGGUCGUAUACCGCAACAGCCUCUUCCAGCGAGAAAACCCCCAUCUCGUCCGGCACAUGAAGAUUGACAGUGAUGUCCAAGACAUCUUUGGGCAACACCAGCGUUCGUCCUAUCAGCGAGCUUCUGCCGCUGUUCCACAGCCCCCACAACCCCCCGCUGCACCUCCGCAACCGCAGGCAGGGGGGUUGGUUCUUCAAGGGGACUCCCUGAACCUGCUCGCCCAGUUGAUCACCCAGCAGAACCAACCGCAGCAGCGUCAUGCCCCACAAGCCAAUCAUGCCCUGGAAUCGCAACUGCAAAGUCUGCAGGCAGCCCUAUCGGGCCAGGUCGUCCCGGCUCCAACAAGACGUACCCCCCAAGUUAUCCUUGAGGAAAUUGUCGGCCUCUCGAAGGAGUAUCUGGAAGCGGUUCCAUCUACCGCAGGGAAUCCGGGAGAAGAAUCCAUAAAUGCGCUUCUAACGCUCGUUGUUGGCUUGGGGACGGAACAGAUUCGAGCUCGGGAACCGGAGGGAAUGUCACCCCCAGGAUCGAUGGACGCCCCUGCACCUCAACCGCAGCAGGUUUCAAGUUCGAACCCUUUGCUUCAGGAGCUUUUGUUGUCGGUUGGGCAGUCGCAAAACCAGCAACCGCCGCCGGCUGCUGCGGCUGCUCCUCCUCCACCUCCUGUUUUUCCUGGUGCCGGGGUGGGGUCUUCAGACUCUGUGUUGCGACAACUGCAACAACAACAGCAGCAACAGAAUCGCGCCGCCUUGCCUGCGCACCUCUUGGGCCCGCAAGCGGAUAUUCAAAGCAUAUUGGCCCAAGCAGCGGGGAUCAGUUCGCUGAAUGGGGCACCCCUGUCGCCGCAGUUGUUGCUGCAACUGCAGCACCAGCAUCAGCAACAACAACAGCAGCAGAAUCAGGGGAAUCCCAACCUACCUUCUCCUCCUGGAGACAACUGUCGUCAGUCGUGA
Seminavis robusta is the source of this 1431-nucleotide messenger RNA. NCBI's taxonomy places the organism in Eukaryota, Bacillariophyta, Bacillariophyceae, Naviculales, Naviculaceae. The record is from the annotation of a GenBank genome assembly.